Molecule: messenger RNA, 2019 nt
Organism: Aspergillus eucalypticola CBS 122712
Lineage: Eukaryota; Fungi; Ascomycota; Eurotiomycetes; Eurotiales; Aspergillaceae
Exons: 4
Coding region: 1-2019 (672 amino acids)
Biological process (GO): DNA-templated transcription; regulation of DNA-templated transcription
Cellular component (GO): nucleus
Molecular function (GO): zinc ion binding; DNA-binding transcription factor activity, RNA polymerase II-specific; DNA binding
Source: RefSeq, a predicted model, not a curated record
AUGCCUUCUCUACGACGGCGCAACGGUCGCAGGGCUGCCUGUGAGGCCUGUCGCAGACGGAAAUUAGCUUGUGACCACAAUCAGCCGACAUGUCAACGAUGCCAGAAGCAUUCAAUCGAAUGUAUUUACCUGUCACAGUCAAAUAGCACGAAAAGUACGACCUCGGGAGAAACUCCGCAAUUACUUGUAGGAUCAGGGGCUUCCUACCUUGAGGUGCAUGCAACAUCCGCAGAGAACCACGGGGUUGAGGACCGGAGCACGCCCCUUAUCGAAAGCUCGAACGAAUACCUGGGACCAACGAGCUUCACCUCGGUAUUUGUGGAACAUGGAGAUUGCUUCGAGCUGGAGGAUGCCAACAAAGCUUCAGGAAUACGACGAGACUUGGCUCCAGAUCCCCAAGUUGACACACCACUUGUGCAGCUCGGCGCUCGUAUUCUGCGCCAUAUACCGGAGGAGCGCAACUGCUCCAUGCUCUUUUCAAGCCACGUCAAUCCAAAUGAUGGCUGGGUCCGGCUGGCAGGGCAUCACUCAUCAGACAGAAUGUGGAAUGCUUUCCGGCCGGCGCUACGACGACGGUCGGAAGUAGACAUGCUGGAAACGGCUGCAAUUCUCACCCGAAAUAGCAAAACACCGCUACAAAAGAAACCGGAUCCGCACGCCUGGCUGGCCUCCUUUACAGGGACACACAUGCGAUGGGAAACUCUUGGCAUUUUGUAUACCUACUGGGCUUGCGGAGCAAUCUCCUCCUCGUCGGAAAGCCAAGCGGUCGCCGAAUAUUGUCAGGCACAUUCAUCUGUUACGAACGCCAAACAAUUGAUGGCGCACUUCAAACGCUGUGCAUCGUUAUGCAUUGAUCUGUGCAAACAGCUUGGCUCUGUCAAUCUUCUUUUUGUGUAUUUGUUGUACAAGCAUAACAUUCUGGAGGGCAUUCUGAGCGGGGACAAGAGUUUCUCCCAUUGGACACAACAUGGCGAGUUAGUGGCCGUGACUACUUCUCUCGGACUUCAUCGUGAGCUUGCAACAGAGGCAGAAACUGUGAGUCUCCAAUUCGAACUGAAAAGGAGGCUCUAUGCCGCCGUUUUCAACAUUGACAAGGUCAUCUCAACUUUCACUGGGCGACCCCCUCUCUUGAGUCUGGCAUAUUCAUCUACCAGACUGCCACUAGAUCUGAGUGAUGAUGCCCUACUAUCUAGCGAUCUUCCGUCUGCCGCUGCGCAGUUAGACUCCCGUGGAUGGAACCAAGAUAACCAGAUCUACUCUACAACAAUCUUACGAUCGCGCACGAGCUUCGCCCGUAUCCGACAUGAGGUCUUGGAGGUUUUAGAAAGUUCAAUGGAUAAUUUGGCUGAGGGUGCCGUCGAUAGGGCUAUAAAUUUGAAGCAACGGUCCCAUGAAACAUACAUGCAACUUCCAUCGGUGAUUCAGUUUUCGAAAUCUGAGCUCAACAACACCAAUGUUCCCGGAUAUGUCCUCUAUGCACAGAUCCUCACGCGUUUGGAAUUUCUCUUGAACCUGUUUCUCUUGGAACGGCUGUUGAAGCGACACAAUAUCGUCACCGGGCAAGACCUUGUCGAAGUGAGUCAUGAAAUGCUGGACUCGACCUUGCUCUUCUGGAGGAAGAAAGACCGAUUUGUUGGUCUGUACGCUGACUUUGAGUGGCUGACCAUGUCGUACGCAAUUCCAGCAAGCGGCAUCCUCUGUCUGGAGCUCCUGCGACAAGCCACACACCCGCAAAGCUAUCAAAUACGCCUUCCACGAUCACCAAUCAUUCAGAACCUUAGCCUACUGGUGGUAUGCCUGGACUGGAUCGAGACUGAGGCUUCCUGCAAAAGCAUGGUACGUUCCAUACGGAGGAUUCUGUGUCGAUCUCUGGACCGGAUAUUGGAUCCGGAUCCUCCUGGAGUUGAGCAGCUGCAGUCUGUGGCACCGUUUCUGGAUGAUGAGCUCCCGCAAUAUCCGCACUUAGAGCUGCUGAACACGUUUGACUGGGUUGAUUGGGAUGGAAGUAUUGGUGACUGA